GAAAAGACCAAAAUCGAAUGCAUACUUUGGUCAUUGGAGUAAUAGCGCAUUAAUCGGUUGUCCCAACCACCCCAGGCAUCAUCCUACCUCCGUCGCCAUCCGCCAACCGUUGCCAUUGGCCUUGCGCCGCCUUACGCCUCUCAACUUUUCCGUCGCAUCAGCCGUCGAGUUACCGGCCUUCCACUCCAUGUCAUUCCUCCGCCAUACACUCUCGCCGGUGUAUAUCUGAUUUUGCCAAUCCUAUACUCUUUAUUCAACUUUACAAUACAAAGAAGCUUCAAUGGCCAAGAAACCUGGACCAAAACCUGGAUCAAAACCUAGUAAAUUGUCUGUGUACCUUUAUAUUCCUAAUAUCAUAGGAUAUACCCGGGUUCUUUUAAACUGCUUUGCUUUCCACGUAUGUUUUACAAACAAAAUAUUGUUCUCUAUUCUCUAUUUUUUCAGCUUUGUAUGUGAUGCUGUGGAUGGCUGGGCUGCUCGCAAAUUCAAUCAAGUGUCAACCUUCGGAGCUGUUCUGGACAUGGUUACGGACAGAAUUAGCACUGCUUGUCUACUUGUUGUUCUUUCCCAAGUUUACAAGCCUGGCUUAGUCUUCUUGUCCUUGCUAGCUUUAGAUAUUGCUAGCCACUGGCUUCAAAUGUACAGCACUUUCUUGAUGGGCAAGGCUAGUCAUAAAGAUGUAAAAGACAGUAGUAACUGGCUUUUCAGGUUAUACUAUGGCAAUAGGAUGUUUAUGGCUUACUGUUGUGUCUCAUGUGAGGUUCUUUACUUAAUCCUGUUUUAUCUUUCGGAGAAUCAUACAGAGAAAUUAAUGGAUGUUUUAGCAACAAAUCUGCAGAAGAUAUCAAUACUCUCUUUUCUAAUCGCAACAAGUUUAGUUGGAUGCACAAUCAAGCAGCUUACCAAUGUCAUUCAGCUGAAGACAGCAGCAGAUGCAUGUGUGCUUUAUGACAUCGACAAAAAACACAAGCAGUGAUGUUCCAUCCAUAGCUAUGAAUCUCUUGCCUUUGCCAUUUAUCGAGUUUGAGCUCAGUGUAACUAGACUACUAAUACAGAAAUAGUAUCGUAAAUGUAGUUGAGUUUAGAUUGCCUUUAAUUUUAAUUAUUUGUAAUUAAAGAAAUAGAGAAGUGGUGAGGUGAAUUAGAGAAGCUGUCAGGUUGUAAGCAAUUCUUAUAACACGGUGUUCAUUGCAUUUUUGAUA
Arachis duranensis is the source of this 1202-nucleotide messenger RNA. Its product is annotated as probable CDP-diacylglycerol--inositol 3-phosphatidyltransferase 2. The record is from RefSeq and is a predicted model, not a curated record. Gene Ontology annotation, cellular component: membrane; Golgi apparatus. Bases 281 to 976 code for a protein of 231 amino acids. Gene Ontology annotation, molecular function: CDP-diacylglycerol-inositol 3-phosphatidyltransferase activity. The transcript has 12 exons. NCBI's taxonomy places the organism in Eukaryota, Viridiplantae, Streptophyta, Magnoliopsida, Fabales, Fabaceae. Gene Ontology annotation, biological process: phosphatidylinositol biosynthetic process.